This is a messenger RNA of Python bivittatus (Burmese python), 3797 nucleotides long. The record is from RefSeq and is a predicted model, not a curated record. Lineage: Eukaryota; Metazoa; Chordata; Lepidosauria; Squamata; Pythonidae.
AUGGCAAAAUUGGAAUGGCUUAAUGGGUGGUGCAGCCAGGCUGACCCCGGAAGCAGCAAGAGGACUCUUCCCAAGCAGGUCCCCUCCAGAUAUGCAGGACUUCACUUCCCAUUGUCUCUAGCCACCAUACUGGAGGAGCUGCACUUGCUGAAGAUGAUGGAACUUGCAGUCCAAUGCAUUUGGUACCUCCUGGAGCAAGAUUUUCCUGGCAUGCGGAUCGGGCCUGAGCCUACCACAGAUUCCUUCAUUGCGGUGAUGCAGGGUGAGGUGGAAGGCAUAAUUCCUGGGAAUGCCCUGGUUGUGGAUCCCAAAAAGCCCUUCCGGAAACUGAACGCCUUCGGGAACGCCUUCUUGAACAGAUUUGUAUGUGCUCAGCUGCCAAAUGCGGUCCUGGACAGCAUCAGUGUGAUUGACACGCCAGGGAUCCUGUCUGGGGAGAAACAAAGGAUUAGUCGAGGGUAUGACUUUGCUGCUGUCUUGGAGUGGUUUGCUGAGCGGGUGGACCGCAUCAUUCUCCUCUUCGAUGCCCACAAGCUGGACAUCUCAGAUGAGUUCUCGGAAGUCAUCAAAGCACUGAAGAAUCAUGAGGAUAAAAUGAGGGUCGUCCUCAACAAAGCAGACCAGAUUGAGACCCAGCAGCUCAUGAGAGUCUACGGUGCCCUUAUGUGGUCUCUAGGAAAGAUUGUCAACACCCCCGAAGUGAUUCGGGUCUACAUUGGCUCCUUCUGGUCCCAUCCGUUGCUCAUCCCAGAUAAUCGCAAGCUCUUUGAGGCUGAGGAGCAGGAUCUCUUUCGAGAUAUCCAAAGCCUCCCCCGCAAUGCAGCCCUUCGGAAACUGAACGACCUCAUUAAACGGGCCCGUCUAGCCAAGGUUCAAGCCUACAUCAUUAGCUCUCUCAAGAAAGAAAUGCCAUCUGUGUUUGGAAAAGAUAACAAAAAAAAAGAGCUGGUGAACAAUUUGGGGGAAAUCUAUGGUCGGAUCGAGCGAGAGCAUCAGAUUUCUCCAGGAGACUUUCCUAAUUUAAAAAAGAUGCAAGAGCAGCUUCAAGGUCAAGAUUUCAGCAAAUUCCAGCCCCUGAAGAGCAAAUUGUUGGAUGCUGUGGAAGACAUGCUGGCCAAUGACAUUGCCCAGCUGAUGGUGUUGGUGCGCCAGGAAGAAUCCCAGAGGCCUGUCCAGAUGGUGAAGGGUGGAGCCUUUGAGGGCACCCUGCAUGGCCCCUUUGGACAUGGCUACGGAGAAGGAGCUGGGGAAGGAAUCGAUGAUGCCAAUUGGGUGGUAGCCCGAGACAAGCCCAUGUACGAUGAGAUCUUCUACACCUUGUCACCCGUAGAUGGGAAAAUAACUGGGGCUAAUGCUAAGAAAGAGAUGGUGAGGUCCAAGCUGCCCAACACCGUCCUGGGCAAGAUAUGGAAACUGUCCGACAUUGACAAGGAUGGGAUGUUGGAUGAUGAGGAGUUUGCUCUGGCUAACCAUCUCAUCAAGGUCAAGUUGGAAGGUCAUGAGCUUCCAAGCGAGCUUCCACCCCAUCUCAUCCCUCCCACCAAGAGGAAACUAGCAGAGUGAGCGAUUCCUGGAACACCAUCAGGGAAAUGGGGGGGGAGGUAAAGUAAAUGUCCCUGGGCUGUACCUCUUGAGAUAGGUGAGCUCCACUUCCUGGUGGGUAACCAUAUCGGAGAAGUGAAGAGGAAUCAGAUGUAGAACUGUCCAGUACUUUCUCAUAAUGUUAUGCAAUUCUCUCUUCUUGAUAAUAUCCUUGUUGCCUGAUACGUGUUUAUAAAAGGAAUGUUGUGAUAGAAAUUGAGGGAGGAAAGUACCUCAAUCUGGGUGAGGAUAACUUCUGUUGCUAUUUGGCCAGGGGCUUGAUGUCCCUCCUGGAUUCAUUUUCAACCAUUUGAAGUAAGCAUUGCAAAUCAAGUCAACCCCUUAGAUGAAAUAUACCUCUGGAGGGGAGUAGGGAUUUACAUUUGCACUUAAGUGUUUUGUGAAGAAAUCUUGGUGUUCAGCCUUAGAUAUUUUGUUUUAGUGAAUACUUGGGGUACAAAUACAUCUGCAGCAUUACUUGGCGAUGAGCCAGUCGUGGACCCGUUGUCUAUCAGGAAUUGUUCUUCUCUUCUUGCAUUAUCUUGCAGGAUGAUGGGAAGACUGUGCUAGAGUACGCCACACAAGAACACCCUUUUAGUGUUUUGGGAAUUAGGACUCAGUUACCAAUUCUUGGUUGUGAAUGUGAUCAUCCAGAUUUAAGAGCCACAAGGCUGGGGUUUGUGUAACCCACAGGUUCACAAUCCAAAGGAUUUGUGGAAGGUGAACAGCUCAGUUGAGCCUCAUCUAUGGAAAUGCCUGCAAGAUCAAUGUCAGGGUAUCUCCAGCUUAGAUCAUGGCCAGGGUCUUCCACCCUGUAAAACAAGCUAGAGCCUCCCCUAUAGGUGAGCUGGACUAAAACUGUUCACUCUUGUUGUCUUACAUCAUAUACAUACACAUGGUUAAAAUUGCAUGUCUAUUCUAUUUUGGUGUCGGUUCACUUUAUUGUUGGGCAUCCAUUUACUGAUCAAGCCUUCCCACCCCAAUAUUGCCUCUGAACAGCCUUCAUCUGGUGUUAUCCAGAUGUACUGAGAGGUGACCAUCUCCAGCUACAUCUUCAGAUGGGUUGAACUACAUCUUACAUCAUCCCCAGUCAAAAGAGCCAUCUGCUGGGGAUUGAAACCUCUCUGUCUGAAAAGUGCUGGGCUAGGGUGGCUGAUGAAGAAAAAGGUGAACCCAGAUUGGAAGAGCUGAGCCAAACUAUUUCCUCCCCCUCAUUUCAAAAUAUGCCUCUUCCACCUCCUGAUUUUGUUGGCAUUAGGGGUAGAGCCACAAGCAUCGUUGCUUUGUAAAUGAUGAACUUCUGCUGUGAGUUGAAGAUGGGAGAAUGAGGAACCAGGACGCCUAUAACUUAUUUUAUUUUAAUAUUAUAUAUAGAAAGAUAUAUUCUGGGUGUGUAAAAAAAUAUCCUUAUAGUGGUGCAUUUAUCAUGUCUUAAAAAAAAUAACCAUAAACCAUCAUUAAAAAAGACAGAUGAAGGCCAGAAUGACUUGGUUUAGUGUUCUCAUAUACCGUACAGUUAAAGGGAUUUUAGGGUGCUUCCAAAUAAGCCUUUAGUGCAACUGCCUCGCUUCCUUCACGGCACUUCAGAGAUACUUGUAUUCUCUUCCGCUUGUAAUUCUGUGUUUUCUCACCAUUAGCCUUUCUCCUACCCAUUAAAAAAAAAUCUGAUAUAUAGGAAAAGAUAUAAAGCUGCACAAAGGCUUUUGAGGGGAAGCAUCAGAAAUCAUCCAUUUAGAAGUAGCUGUCAUCAUUUUUAACUUUUCGCACGCCUAAGCAUGUUUCUGCCAUUUUAAAAUUUUUUUAUUAUAAGAAAAAGGGAGAAAGCAAAAGCCUUUACCUCUUACACUUGUAAGUCUUACACGUAGUCUUGUUAUGCAGUUCAAUUAUUAGCAUUUAAAUUUAAACUGUAGUAAGAGUGAAAAAUGAAAGAAACUGGUAUACACAAUUAAGAUUCUUUGGACCAUUGCAUAAUUAUGGGAAUCUUUCUACCCUUGUAUUUUUUUUUUACUUUCUUAUUUGCAUUCCAAAAAGCGCAGAGUGUCUCUCUGUUGCCUCUCAGUAGUUUGUUCCUCCAGCUUAAACCGUCUUUAGCCUCCCGUUUUGUGCAAUUGCUAGUGAUUUGUCUUGCCGUAAUCGAGAAUUGCUAAGUUCUGUGUUCCAAAGCUGUCUCACUGAUUAUUAGAAAUCCAACUCUUAAUAAAGUGAAUGGGGCAUAA